Messenger RNA from Nematolebias whitei (Rio pearlfish), 3161 nucleotides. It is a transcript of the gene mylkb, whose product is annotated as myosin light chain kinase b. The transcript is spliced from 19 exons. Gene Ontology annotation, biological process: protein phosphorylation. Gene Ontology annotation, molecular function: protein kinase activity; protein binding; ATP binding. The coding region runs from base 295 to 2958 and encodes 887 amino acids. The record is from RefSeq and is a predicted model, not a curated record. Lineage: Eukaryota; Metazoa; Chordata; Actinopteri; Cyprinodontiformes; Rivulidae.
GGAGGAGGCUCAGCUGGUGCCCCUGAGCUGAGAGGAGGAGGACGAGGCGGCAGUGUCAGUCAGCAGUGGCAGGAGGCCAGAAAGGAGCAGAACCUGCAUCUCCUGGACCAGGAGGACAAGAAGAGGAAGGAGGAGGAGGGAGCUCCCCGAGGAACCCUCAGGCACUGUGUGGAGACCAGAGAGCGGCGGGAAGAGGAGCUGAGACAGAGGGAGGUGCAGCAGCUGGACUUUUGCUCACUGCUGGGACGCCAGAACCUUUAGACCUCCAGCACCUCCUCAGACCAAGGCCGCCUCAUGGAUUUUAAGUCCAACCUCAGGAGCGUGAAAGCCAAGACGGAGGAGAAGGUAAACUCCUCGCAGCAGGUGGACUUCCGCAGUGUGUUGGGGAAGAAGGGUGCCGCCAGCACCAACGGCAACAAACCGUCCAGCACUCCCACAAAGACCGCCGCAGACUUCCACUCGGUCCUCGCCAACAAGAAGAAACCACCGAGCCCCGAGAAGAACGGAGAGGAGGUCAACAUUUGCGUGGAUGGAGAGGUCGACGAGAAGAAGAAUAAAGGAGGAGGAGGAACUCCAGAGUUCUUGGAGAGCCUGAGUGAUCUGACGGUUGUGGACGGUCAGCGGCUCCGGCUGCAGUGCCGCCUAGCCCCCGCCGCCGCCGAGGCUGCUGUCACCUGGACGCUGGACGGAAAGGUCAUCAAACCGUCCAAGUUCAUCAUCCUGUCCAACGAAGGAGGACUCUGCUCUCUGACCAUCGACAAAGCUCUGCGUGAAGAUGAAGGACUCUACAAAUGCAGAGCGGAGAACUCAGCCGGCAGAACCGAGUGUUCCUGCACGGUUCUGGUUGACGAUCCAACAGAAAACUCUCCGAUGGACAAGAAGUCGAAGAAGUCGACUCCGACCUCAGAGAGUGAAGCUCGGAUAAAGAAGCCGACUCCAAAGACUCCACCCAAACAAGUUAUGCCUCCUCAGAUCCUGCAGUUCCCAGAGGACAUGAAGAUCCUGGCAGGAGAGAAGGUGGAGAUCCUCUGCAAGUUCUCUGGAGCUCCGCCCAUCAGCUGCACCUGGUUGAAGUUCAGGAAGCCAAUCCAGGAGGGCUCCACUGACAUCUCCAUCGUGAGCAGCGACAACAGCAGUAAACUGACCAUCAGCAGCGGGCAGCAGGAGCACUGCGGCUGCUACACCAUCGAGCUGAGGAACCUCUACGGACUCCGACAGGCUGCCCUCAACCUCACCAUCGUGGAUAAACCUGACCCCCCAGCCAAGGUUCCUGCAGCCUCAGACAUCCGGCGGUCCAGCCUGACACUGUCGUGGUACGGGCCCACCUAUGAUGGAGGCAGCGCCGUGCAGUCCUACCACCUGGAGAUCUGGGAGUCUGUAGAGCAGCAGUGGAAGCACCUGGUGUCGUGCAACAGCACCUCCUACAAUGUUCAGAACCUUCUUCCAGAACGUCAGUACAAGUUUCGUGUUCGGGCACAGAACAUCUAUGGUAUUGGAGAACCGAGCGCCGAGUCUGAGCCUGUAACAAUUGGACUGGUGGAUGACGAAAACCAGGAUGAUGCUGAGGCAGAGGAGGAGGAGGAAGACUCGGACAAGGUGCCAGAGUACCGAGACGUGACCAUCAGAAACGACCUAAAGGUGAAGGAGCUAUACGACGUGGAGGAGCGACUGGGAACGGGGAAGUUCGGUCAGGUCUUCAAGCUGGUGGAGAAAGCCACGAAGAAGGUCUGGGCAGGAAAGUUCAUCAAGGCGUACUCGGCAAAGGAGAAGGAGAACGUCCGGCAGGAGAUCAACAUCAUGAACAGCCUCCAUCACCCCAAACUGGUCCAGUGUGUGGACGCAUUCGAGGGCAAGUCGGACAUCGUCAUGGUCCUGGAGAUGAUCUCAGGCGGGGAGUUGUUUGAGAGGAUCAUCGAUGAAGACUUUGAGCUCAACGAGCGAGAGGUAAUUAAAUAUAUGUUGCAGAUCAUCGAUGGCGUCAACUUCAUCCACAAACAGGGCAUCGUCCACCUAGACCUCAAGCCCGAGAACAUCAUGUGUGUUAACAAAACAGGCUCCAAGAUCAAACUUAUCGACUUCGGCCUCGCCAGAAGACUAGAGAACGCAGGAACUCUGAAGGUUUUGUUUGGGACUCCAGAGUUCGUGGCUCCAGAAGUGAUCAACUACGAAGCCAUCAGUUAUCCCACCGACAUGUGGAGUAUAGGAGUCAUCUGCUACAUACUACUGAGCGGUCUCUCCCCCUUCAUGGGCGACAAUGACAACGAGACUCUGGCUAAUGUCACCUCGGCUACCUGGGACUUUGAGGAUGAAGCUUUUGAUGAAAUCUCUGAGAACGCCAAAGACUUCAUCACCAGUCUGCUAAAGAAGGACAUGAAGACUCGGCUCACGUGCGCUCAGUGCUACGACCAUCCCUGGCUCAAACAGGACACAAACACCAUGAAGACCACUAAACUGUCCAAGGAGAGGAUGAAAAAGUACAUCCUCAGGAGGAAGUGGCAGAAAACGGGUCACGCUGUCCGAGCCAUCGGUAGACUCUCAUCCAUGGCCAUGAUGGCUGGAGUCAGCGCCAAGAAGGGGUCACCUACUGAAGAGGACAACCAGUUCCUGGAGUGUUUGGAGUACGAGCAGAGGACCGAGUGCAAGCCCAGCUUCAGCUCUGUGAUCAAAGACGUGGAGGUGGUGGAGGGCAGCGCCGCCCGCUUCGACUGCAAGAUCGAAGGGUACCCGGACCCAGAGGUGGUUUGGUACAAAGACGAGCAGCCCAUCAAGGAGACCCGACAUUUCCAGAUCGACUACGAUGAAGAGGGAAACUGCAGCCUGAUCAUUUCAGAGGUUUCAGGUGACGAUGAUGCCAAGUACACUGUGAAGGCGGUCAACAGUCUGGGAGAGGCCACGUGCACCGCCGAGCUACUGGUGGAGGUGAUGGCAGGGGAGGAGGAGGAGGAGGAGGAAGAGUAGAGCUCCUCCACACAGCACACCAACCAGAUUAACGAAAGAAAAAACUUACCCUUUACAGAAACAGACUGUGAUUAUACGAAUGGGUGGGCGGAGUUUCACACACCUGAAUAGAGACCCCACUGAGCAGAACGUUGAAAGGUUUGCUGCAGGGUUUUGAAAAGCUGUAGUUUAGUUUUUGUCCUGUUAGGGUCUGAUCAGCUGCG